AUGGCCGACAAUUCAAUUCCAACCAUCAUUCCACCACCAAACGAGAUGGAACACCGAGAAGGUCCAAUGAGGAUGGCUCCAGCUCCGGUGCCAGAAGGAAGCCACCGUGCUCAAAUUCGACGAAUUGUGCCAGCUGGAAUCCCGCAGUCACACGAUAUGUUGAAAGUACGAAGCGAAAGAAUGAAUGGCGAUUUGCAAUCGGAAGAAGAAUCGGAAUUAGCGUUGCACGAAAUCACAACCGAUGGGUUGCACAAUCAUGAUAGCCCAGAGGACACUCUUUCAAACGUCAAUACUAUAUCAGAAGGAGGUGCUGACCCAAGCCAUGAUGAUCAACCAUUUGAUUCUGAAGGGAUGGAAUAUUCAGAAGAACAAGAACAUACAGCCAAGAAAAAGCGACUGUGCCGCCAUCCUGGAUGCAAUCGAGUGAUCAAAUCACAGGGACUUUGUCAACGGCACGGAGGAAAGGCAAAGCGUUGCAAGGUUCCAGGAUGUGACAAACAAGCACAAGGUACUCAUGAUGGAAUGUGCAAGCGUCAUUGGAAAAUCAAGAACUGUGCUGGUGCAGUUGCAGCUGCAGAUCCCAAGGAAGAAGAUGUUCCACCACCACCCGAGGGAACCUCCGUGUACGAUGGUAUUUUGCCCGAAUCCAUUGCCUAUCGUCCUAGUGUAUUGGAACGACACCAACUGGAAGAGAGCAAUUCAACUCGUGACACGGACCACCCAGUUACACCACCUGCGGAAUUGAACAUUAUGCCAUUGGUGCUAUUUCUUAGAGAUGGCGCCAACGAGGAGUUUGGAUGGCAUCGAAAUUCCGAGCGUCGGGCGCGAGGCAUGUUUCCAUGUACAUUAUUGACCCUAACGUUUGAACCUUGGGAACAUCAACUGUGUCUAAUCGAGACGAUGCUUUUGUCUGGCGGAACUCCGUAUGCCAACUUUCGGGAUCUGGCUCAUGCAUGGGGGCGCGAUGUGGGAUUUCAUCAUUCACUGACAUCCAGUGUAUGCGAACGACGAGGUGAGGUCGAUAGGAAGAAGCGAUCCGAACUGGGAAAGCGAAAAGCUCGCGAAGAAGCCGAAUCACGAGAGAAGAUGGAGCAAUUGAUCGCCAUUGAGAAUGCAGCGUCUACAUUGCAGUGUUUACCAGUCAGUAACCCACCUCAGAUGCUGAUGCCAAUGGCGCAACAGCAGUCAACGAUGCAACCUGGCAACAUGCAGCCUCCUCCUGUGGCGCAGCAACAGCAGCAACGACAACAGCAACAACAACAACAACAGCCGCAACAACAACACCAAAUGCAUCAUGGUAUGCCACCUCCUCCAGUUCAGCAACCUAGUAGUAGUAGUAGAAGCCUGCAACAACCGAUACAGUCGAUACAGCCUCAACUUGGAAUGCCUACAUCAGUGCAUCCUGGUAUGCCUGCACCAAUGCAACAGAACAUGAAACAAAAUAUGCAAGAAAGUAUGCAACCAUCCAUGCAAAACAACAUUCAGCACAACCUUCAGCACAACAUGCAACCACCUAUGCAGCCACCUAUGCACAACAACAUGCAACCACCUAUGAACAACAACAUGCAAAACAAUAUACAACCACCACUGCACAACAAUAUGCACAACAAUAUGCACGACAAUAUGCAACCACCAAUGCACAACAAUAUGCAAAACAACAUGCAAAACGACAUUCAAAACAACAUGCAAAACAACAUGCAAAAUAUUAUGCAUCCACAUAUUCAAAACAGCAUUCAGCACAACCUGCAACCUCAAGUGCAGCACAACGGGCAACACAACGAGCAACACAACGUGCAACCCCGAUUGCAACACAACGGGCAACACAACCUGCAACUUCAAUUGCAACACAAUGGGCAGCAAACCGAGCAACACAACAUGCAACACAACAUGCAACCACACGUGCAACACAACAUGCAACACAACAUGCAACAUAAUAUGCAACCACACGUGCAACACAACGGGCAACAUAACAUGCAACCACAAUUGCAAGCUAGUAUUCAACAACUAGCGCAUCCGGGAAUGGAUCACCAAUUGCAACCUCCAAUGCAGCCGCAGAUGCGACCUCCAAUGCAGCAUCAACAGCAGCACAUUCAAAGAAUUUUCCAAGCUCCGACGCAACUUCCAAUGCAACAGGGCUUUCAGGCUAGCCAACAAUCGCCACCACUCCCACAAGGGCUGCCGUCAGAUGGAAAUGGGCAUCUUAUUGAUCUGUGA
Molecule: messenger RNA, 2214 nt
Organism: Cylindrotheca closterium
Lineage: Eukaryota; Bacillariophyta; Bacillariophyceae; Bacillariales; Bacillariaceae
Source: the annotation of a GenBank genome assembly